Molecule: messenger RNA, 966 nt
Organism: Pestalotiopsis fici W106-1
Lineage: Eukaryota; Fungi; Ascomycota; Sordariomycetes; Amphisphaeriales; Sporocadaceae
Product: Arabinan endo-1,5-alpha-L-arabinosidase A
Exons: 2
Coding region: 1-966 (321 amino acids)
Biological process (GO): carbohydrate metabolic process
Molecular function (GO): arabinan endo-1,5-alpha-L-arabinosidase activity
Source: RefSeq, a predicted model, not a curated record
AUGUUUCUGUCAUCUUUGAUCGCAGCCUCCGCGGCACUCGUCAGCACCGUCGCAGCCUAUGCCGACCCUGGCGCCUGUUCUGGCGAAUGCUGGACACACGAUCCAGCCGUCGCUCGUCGAAGUGACGGUACUUACUUUCGCUUCAGCACCGGUAGCAAGAUUGGCAUCUACAGCGCCUCUUCGCUAUCCGGCCCUUGGACGCUGCAAGGUUCUGCCAUUCCCUCCGGUUCCUCAAUCGACCUCACUGGCAACGAUGAUUUGUGGGCUCCCGAUGUCUUGCUCGUCGACGACACGUACCACCUCUACUACUCGGUCUCCUCGUUUGGAUCGCAGGACAGCGCCAUUGGGUAUGCGACUUCCACGACCCUCGAGUACGGGAGCUGGACCGAUCACGGUUCAACUGGCGUCAAGUCCAGCGCGGGCAAGGACUACAACGCCAUUGAUGCUAGCGUAAUCACGGCUGCUGAUGGAAACUCGUACAUGGUCUUUGGUUCCUUCUGGGGCGAUAUCUACACGACCCAGCUCAACUCGGGCGCAACCAAGAAUGCCGGAUCUGCCACUCAAAUCUCCUACACGUCCGAGGGCACAUCUGCUCGUGAGGGAGGUUUCAUGUAUUACCGCAGCGGUUACUACUAUCUAUUCUGGAGCGAGGGCCAAUGCUGUGGCUAUGAUUCAUCCAAACCCGCCUCUGGUGGCGAGUACAAGAUCAUGGUCUGCCGGUCCAGCAGUCCCACUAGUGGUUUUGUCGACUCGUCCGGCACUUCCUGCACUUCAAAUGGUGGCACCGUGGUCCUUGAGAGUCACGGCACCGUCUAUGGCCCCGGUGGUCAAGGCAUCUUUGACGACCCCACGUACGGAGCUGUCCUAUACUAUCAUUAUGUCGACACGACAGUUGGAUAUGCUGAUGGUGACAAGAAGUUUGGUUGGAACACAAUCAGCUGGUCGACUGGUUGGCCCACCGUUUAA